AUGCGAGCCCACAUGCCCAGGGUGGCUGGCGCAGCUCUCCAGGAGGCAGAUGCCUGCUCGCAGCCCAGACCAGAGGGGAGCAACCCUGAAGCUCCGUACCAGGCUUUUGGCUGCAGCAUCUUCCCCUCCAGCAUGGCCCCAGCAGCUGAGCAAGCCGGUGCUGCCCCGCAGCGGGAGGAGCAGGGGGAUACCACCUGCCCACUGCUCUUCAUCCAACUCAACCAGCUCUUCAGCACACCAGCAGGGCUGGAGUGGAGAGAGACAGCCAGGUGGAUAAAGUUUGAGGAAAAGGUGGAGGAUGGUGGGAUGCGCUGGAGUGCGCCCCAUGUCCCAGCCCUCUCCCUGCACAGCCUCUUCCAGCUGAGGAAUUACCUGCAGAAGGGGACAAUGCUCCUGGAUUUGGAUGCCCUGUCUUUCAAGGAAGUAAUCGGUACGGCACUUUCUGGGCAGCCCGAGGAAGCAGAGCUACGGCCCGAGCUGAGGGAACGCCUGGCAGCCCUCCUUCUCCGCCAGCCACGGCACCAGCCCACCAAAUCCCUACUGCAGCUCCUUGCCGAGCUCGUCCUCUCUCCAUGCCAAGGGAAGGCCAAAAGCUGGUCUGAGCCUGGAGCCCAGGUCUCCGAAACACCUCUUAAGGAGCAGCUGAGAAAUCAAUUUAAGAAGAAGGUCCCACUGGGGGCCGAAGCAGCCCACAUUGCUGUUGGUGAAGUUGACUUCCUGGAGAAGCCCUUCACCGCCUUCAUUCGCCUCAGGCAAGGGGUGGCCCUUGGCUCAUUGGCUGAAGUUGCUCUCCCCAGCAGGUUCCUCUUCAUUCUGCUAGGUCCCCGAGCCAAAGCCAAAGCCUACCAUGAGGUUGGGAGGGCCAUGGCCACGCUGCUGAUGGAUGAGCUCUUCCAAUGGGUUGCCCGACAAGCUGAGCACCGAGAGGACCUCAUCGCAGGGAUGGAGGCGUUCCUGGAUGAGCUGACUGUGCUUCCUCCUGGGAAAUGGGACCCCAGUGCCCGGAUUCCUCCACCGAACUGUCUGCCAUCUCUGCACAGGAGGACCACCAUGCACCCACCGGACCGGCAGUCGCAUGGCAAUGGGGACAUGGCAGCAGCUGGGGACAAAGCUGGCUUGGGGCACCCACACUCCAGGGAGGAGCUGGAGAGGACGGGCAGGCUUUUUGGGGGGCUGCUGCGAGACAUCCGGAGGAAGGCACCAUGGUACGGCAGUGACUUCUCUGAUGCCCUGCACCCCCAGUGCCUCUCGGCAGUGCUCUACAUCUACCUGGCGACUGUCACCAACGCCAUCACCUUUGGGGGCAUGCUGGGGGAUGCGACUGCCAACAUGCAGGGGGUGCUGGAGAGCUUCCUGGGCACAGCCUUUGCUGGCUCCAUCUUCUGCCUCUUUUCUGGCCAGCCCCUGACCAUACUGAGCAGCACUGGCCCCGUGCUGGUCUUCGAGCGCCUUCUCUUCUCCUUCAGCCAAGAGCACAGCCUGGACUACCUGGAGUUUCGUCUCUGGAUUGGGCUCUGGGUGGCCUUUUUUGGCAUCAUCUUGGUGGCCACUGAGGCCAGCCACCUGGUGCGGUACUUCACCCGCUUCACUGAGGAAGGCUUCUGCGCCCUUAUCAGCUUGAUAUUCAUCUACGACUCCCUGAAGAAGAUGCUGAGCCUGGCAGAUGCCUUUCCCAUCAACUGGCAGUACCGGCUGGACAACGUCACCUCCUACAGCUGCAUCUGCAACUUGUCCAGGCCCGGCCACAGCUCCACAGGGAAUGACACGGGAGGGGCGAGGGGCUGGGGUGGACCCGAGGUGUCUGUGCAUGAUGCCUCCUCGCCUCCUGCCCUGUCCCCACAGCCUCCCACCACCCCGGCUGGGCUGAGCAGGACCCAGUGCCUGCGUCGAGGUGGGCACCUCCUGGGGACCAGCUGCCAGUACGUACCCGACGUCACCCUCCUCUCCUUCCUGCUCUUUGGGGGCACGUUCCUGUCCUGCACUGCACUCAAGCACUUUAGGAGCAGCCGUUACUUCCCUGCGGCGGUACGGAAGCUAGUGAGUGACUUCGCCGUCAUCCUGGCCAUCCUUGCCUCCUGUGCCAUUGAUGCCACCCUGGGCCUGGAGACCCCCAAGCUUCUCGUCCCCAAUGAGCUGAAGCCCACAAACCCAGCACGGGGUUGGAUCAUCUUCCCCUUUGGAGCCAACCCGUGGUGGAUCUGCCUGAUGUCUGCGGUGCCUGCUGUCCUUGUCACCAUUCUCAUUUUCAUGGACCAGCAGAUCACAGCCGUCAUCCUUAACCGCAGGGAGUACAAGCUGCAGAAAGGAGCAGGCUUUCACCUGGACCUCCUCUGUGUCUCCUUCCUGAUGGUUGUGACCUCUGUUACUGGCCUCCCCUGGUACGUCUCAGCCACUGUCAUCUCCCUGGCUCACAUGGAGAGCCUGAGGAAGGAGAGUGCAAUCUCAGCCCCAGGCGAGCACCCCAAGUUCCUGGGCAUCAGGGAGCAGAGGCUGACUGGCCUGGCCGUCUUUGUCCUGACAGGGGUCUCUGUCUUCAUGGCCCCUGUUCUCAAGCACAUCCCAAUGCCGGUGCUGUAUGGGGUCUUCCUGCACAUGGGGGUGGCGGCACUGAACAGCAUCCAGCUCACAGACCGCGUGCGACUGCUCCUGAUGCCAGCCAAGCACCAGCCAGACCUCGCCUACCUCCGCCACGUGCCACUGCGCCGGGUGCACCUCUUCACCGUCAUCCAGCUCCUGUGCCUGGCCCUCCUCUGGGUCCUCAAGUCCACCAUGGCCGCUAUUAUCUUCCCAGUGAUGCUGCUGGCGCUGGUGGGGAUCCGGAAGGGCCUGGAGCGCAUCUUCUCCCUGAACGACCUGAGCCGGCUGGACAGCCUGCUGCCCGGGGACGGGGCGGAGAGGGGACGGCCCGGGAGGCGGCGGGCGGCGGAGAGCGGCAGCGAGGGGGUAGGUGACGGCCGGGGCGCCGGGCUCCCCGGGGGCGGGGGCCGGGGCCGCCGCGGGGGAGGGGCUGGCGACAGCGGGGCCCGGGCGCGCCGCCAGCCCCGCGCCCCUCUCGUUCCCCUCCCCAGGCAGAGCUGGUGCCGCGCCGAGCGCCCGAGAUCAACGUCUCGGUGA
Messenger RNA from Calidris pugnax (ruff), 3114 nucleotides. It is a transcript of the gene SLC4A9, whose product is annotated as solute carrier family 4, sodium bicarbonate cotransporter, member 9. Gene Ontology annotation, biological process: transmembrane transport; regulation of intracellular pH; monoatomic anion transport. Bases 1 to 3114 code for a protein of 1037 amino acids. Gene Ontology annotation, molecular function: monoatomic anion transmembrane transporter activity; solute:inorganic anion antiporter activity; sodium:bicarbonate symporter activity. The transcript has 19 exons. The record is from RefSeq and is a predicted model, not a curated record. NCBI's taxonomy places the organism in Eukaryota, Metazoa, Chordata, Aves, Charadriiformes, Scolopacidae. Gene Ontology annotation, cellular component: basolateral plasma membrane; plasma membrane.